Molecule: messenger RNA, 623 nt
Organism: Gastrolobium bilobum
Lineage: Eukaryota; Viridiplantae; Streptophyta; Magnoliopsida; Fabales; Fabaceae
Product: ethylene-responsive transcription factor ERF106-like
Exons: 1
Coding region: 1-606 (201 amino acids)
Biological process (GO): ethylene-activated signaling pathway; regulation of DNA-templated transcription
Molecular function (GO): DNA-binding transcription factor activity; DNA binding
Source: RefSeq, a predicted model, not a curated record
AUGACAACAUCAGAAGAAAUUUCAACUUUGAAACUGUUGAGCCAACAUCUCUUGGGGGAUAUCUCAGACUCAUUCCUCUCCAAUCUCAUUCCUGUAAAACUCGAAGACCCAUCAUCAGAAUUUGAUUUGGAUUCAAGUUUAUCAGAACAAAGCAUAUUCUGCACUUUUCUUGAAUGCUUUGAUAUUGAAGCAGAUACAGAAAAAGUUGUUGACCUCACUUCUCACGAGGUCCAAAACUCCAUAGCAGAGGAAACCACAGAGAAGUCCAAUUCUGCCGAACCAAUGAUGUCAGGGAAAAAGGAACCAACAUGCUACGAGGGAAGGCGUUACAGAGGAGUGAGGAGAAGACCAUGGGGCAAGUUUGCUGCAGAGAUCCGUGACCCCACAAGGAAAGGGACAAGGGUGUGGCUUGGUACAUUUGACACUGAGAUUGAUGCUGCCAAGGCUUAUGAUUGUGCUGCCUUCAGAAUGAGGGGUCACAAAGCCAUAUUGAAUUUCCCUCUGGAGGCUGGAGUGUCUAAUCCAAAGCCCAACAAUUGUGGCAGGAAAAGGAGAAGAGAGCAUAUACAAGAAGCUUGUACAAGUUCAAGUUAUGUUGUGUCCUGAGAAUUCAGAGUGAAAGA